Messenger RNA from Penicillium subrubescens, 2112 nucleotides. RefSeq lists its product as uncharacterized. The transcript is spliced from 4 exons. Bases 1 to 2112 code for a protein of 703 amino acids. Lineage: Eukaryota; Fungi; Ascomycota; Eurotiomycetes; Eurotiales; Aspergillaceae. The record is from RefSeq and is a predicted model, not a curated record.
AUGCCCUCCGCGCCGAAUCUCAGACUGACCGUCCUGGUCACCCGGGAACAGGCCUCAGCACACCCCAGCAGAAACAGUACUGAUGGACAGCACCAGCCGGAAGCUGCCACAGACCAGUCUCGCAGCUUUCUCCUGGUGAUCAAGGACCCCGAGAACGUGUCAGUUGGAGACCUGGCCAAUCGAAUCAAAGAGCAGUGGCAGGAGCUAUGGCCAACCGAGAAGCCUCUCCAGAUCAAGCAACUGGUGAAUGGCGCUUACCCUGACACGGCCUUUACAGUCCGCUGUUCCGUCGCGGAUAUUUGGGUGGAUAGUGGACGCCGUGAAAGAGAGGGAUUCGAUCAGCAUGGUAUUGUCCGUGUGAUCCCAGUCCCCUCCUCGUCUACUUCUACUCCCACUCCGAGACACCAACGUGCUGCCUCGGUCUUCCAGGACGUGGAAGGCGCCGCGAGGGAGGCCAAGCGCAAGUUCCUUGACACUGAAAUCAGCGCAAAUGACUCGUUGCCCAGGCCGGCGCAGACGGACCCUCAGUCUCCCAGUCCUCCUCAGAGAUUUCACACAACAACCUCUUCUCCCGUGUACUUCAAUGGCGGACGACCUCCAGCUUUUGCUCUCCCCAAGGGCCACAGACGCCAUCUCACCAAUACCUCACCCGGUUCUCCCGAGUUAGGUCUGGGCCUGGGUAUCACGGCUAGUCCCGCCAGGGACCACAUUACCAGGGACAAGUUUUCGGCCGAUCGAAUUCAGAAACCAAGUUCUAUACCGCCACCGCCGCUGCCUCGUUAUUCACUGCGUGGAUCUACCAAUUCCUCACCACCGGAGGGAAGCUCACAGGAUGACUCCCCGCUGGGUGCCAGAAAGCUCGCAGAACGGCCAUAUAACUCAGUUCCUCGGGAGACCUCUCGCAAUGACGAUAGACGCCCUCGGACUAGGGCAGCCCUGAAGGCUUCGGGCUCUAGCAAAAGAUCCCAUCAUGCCAGGGCUUCAAGGGAUCCGAAUGCUACCCCAAAGCCCACACCAACCACGGAAAAGUAUCUCGAAAAAGACAGAGCUGAGAUUCGGGAAGUCGAAAAGUUGCUCAGAGACCCCAAAACAAACCCGGAGUGUCUAAUCGUUCUCCGGGAGAUCUCUGGUCUCCACAACGAGAUAACAACCCUCAAAGCGGGCUCGGGUGGAAGGGAGCGACGACGACUCUUAGGCAUGGCUCGCAAGCGACUUAGCCGACGCCGAAAGGCGCUUGAGAAAUUUAAAAGCAAUGAGCAGUUGUACGAUGAUGGUGACGCACGUACUAUCACGAGCCAGGAGGGGAAUGCCGGAAAUGGACCUAAUGAAGGCCCCGACGAGAACAGCGAUGAGGAUCUGCUCAAGAAGAAAAAGAACCACAAGCGACCCGGAAUCGAGAAGAGGGAUCUAUCGGCUGAUUUUGUCGCUGCUCGUAGGAUCUCGUUCCUUCGUGCAUAUUCCUCGAGUGUGAAGACUGGGGACAGUCCACAAAGCCAGAGGAACAAGGAACCAGACGGGCAUGGGAUCCAAGUUUUGAUCGGGGAUAAUGGAAUCGAGCAGGCUUCUCCGUCAACCAGAGCUUCUAGUACCCGCGCUUCCCAGUCGAAUGAUGCCCUUCCUGAAGAUGCAGCCAUCAAAGAAAAUGAGAACGAGAACGAGAACGACACGACGGAUAGUGAAGGCGAGGACAUUCAGUCUGAGGCUGAGAUCCCCACGAUCAAGCAUAGCUCUCCCAUCCGCAAAUCUACUGCCUCCCAGAGAACUUCACCACGAAAGGCCCCUCCCCCUGGAGCCGAUCCGGGAGAAGAAGGGAAUGGGGUUAAUGGGAUUUAUUCUACUGCAAAGGAGGUUGACCCAUCUGAAGUGGCGCAGCUUGCCGCUGCCCUCGAACAAGUCCCUGAACAGCAACACUCACCACCUGGUAAGGUCGGUCUUCUAGGUCAGCUUCUUCAGCAGGGGAGCUGGGAAGCUCUGGCCAAAUAUCCUCCAUUUUGCUUGAAGGGACAAACAAAGGACGAGUCAUCGGCCGAUGAUACAUCGGAGGACGAGACAUCAGAUGAUGAUAGCAGCGACUCCGAUGGUGAUUACAAGAUGGGAGGUGUUGAUAUGUGA